UUCGCUCUGGCGCCGCCGCCUUGCGCGCUCCUGCUCCGCCGCCACGGCCCGGGGGGCUGCCGGUCCCCGGUACCAUGUUUGACGGCGCCCUGCUGCCUCCGCUCGUCCUGCCGGUGCUGCUGCUGCUGGUUUGGGGACUGGACCCGAGCACAGCUGUCGGCGACGCGGCGGCCGACGUGGAGGUGGUACUCCCGCGGCGGGUGCGCCCCGACGACGUGCACCUGCCGCCGCUGCCCGCAGCCCCCGGGCCCCGACGGCGGCGGCGCCCCCGCACGCCCCCCGCCGCCCCGCGCGCCCGGCCCGGAGAGCGCGCCCUGCUGCUGCACCUGCCGGCCUUCGGGCGCGACCUGUACCUGCAGCUGCGCCGCGACCUGCGCUUCCUGUCCCGAGGCUUCGAGGUGGAGGAGGCGGGCGCGGCCGGGCGCCGCGGCCGCCCCGCGGAGCUGUGCUUCUACUCGGGCAGUGUGCUCGGCCACCCUGGCUCCCUCGUCUCGCUCAGCGCCUGCGGCGCCGCCGGCGGCCUGGUUGGCCUCAUUCAACUUGGGCAGGAGCAGGUGCUAAUCCAGCCCCUCAACAACUCCCAGGCUCCAUUCAGCGGACGGGAGCAUCUGAUCAGGCGCAAAUGGUCCUUGACCCCCAGCCCUUCUGCCGAGGCCCAGAGACCUGGGCAGCUCUGCACGGUUCUAACAGAAAAGAAACCGAAGCGCAGCAGGGCUUCCCAAGACUGGCGGGAGCGGAGGAACGCCAUCCAACUCACCAGCGAGCACACGGUGGAGACCCUGGUGGUGGCCGAUGCCGACAUGGUGCAGUACCACGGGGCUGAGGCCGCCCAGAGGUUCAUCCUGACCGUCAUGAACAUGGUGUACAAUAUGUUUCAGCACCAGAGCCUGGGGAUUAAAAUUAAUAUUCAAGUGACCAAGCUUGUCCUGCUACAACAACGUCCGGCUAAGUUGCACAUUGGGCACCAUGGUGAGCGGUCCCUGGAGAGCUUCUGUCACUGGCAGAACGAGGAGUAUGGAGGAGCGCGGUACCUCGGCAGCAACCAGGUUCCCGGCGGGAAGGACGACCCACCGCUGGUGGACGCUGCUGUGUUUGUGACCAGGACGGAUUUCUGUGUACAGAAAGAUGAACCAUGUGACACUGUUGGAAUUGCUUACUUAGGAGGUGUGUGCAGUGCUAAGAGGAAGUGUGUGCUUGCCGAAGACAAUGGUCUCAAUUUGGCCUUUACCAUCGCCCAUGAGCUGGGCCACAACUUGGGCAUGAACCACGACGAUGACCACUCAUCCUGCACUGGCAAGCCCCACAUCAUGUCAGGAGAGUGGGUGAAAGGCCGGAACCCCAGUGACCUCUCCUGGUCCUCCUGCAGCCGAGACGACCUUGAAAACUUUCUCAAGUCACAAGUCAGCACCUGCUUGCUGGUCACCGACGCCAGAAGCCAGCACAGGGUCCGCCUCCCACACAAGCUGCCGGGCAUGCACUACAGUGCCGACGAGCAGUGCCAGAUCCUGUUCGGCACCAAUGCCACCUUCUGCAGAAACAAGGAGCAUCUGAUGUGCGCUGGACUGUGGUGCCUGGUAGAAGGAGACGCCUCCUGCAAGACCAAGCUGGACCCUCCCCUGGAUGGCACCGAGUGUGGGGCAGACAAGUGGUGCCGUGCAGGGGACUGCGUGAGCAAGACGCCCAUCCCGGAGCACGUGGACGGAGACUGGAGCCCGUGGGGUGUCUGGAGCAUGUGCAGCCGAACUUGUGGGACGGGAGCCCGCUUCCGGCAGAGGAAAUGUGACAACCCCCCCCCUGGGCCUGGAGGUGCACACUGCCUGGGUGCCAGUGUGGAGCAUGCGGUCUGCGAGAACCUGCCCUGCCCCAAGGGUCUGCCUAGCUUCCGGGACCAGCAGUGCCAGGCGCACGACCGGCUGAGCAGCAAGAAGAAGGGCCUGCUGACUGCCGUGGUGGUUGAUGAUAAGCCGUGCGAACUCUACUGUUCGCCCCUCGGGAAGGAGUCCCCACUGCUGGUGGCUGACAGGGUCCUGGACGGCACACCCUGCGGACCCUACGAGACUGACCUUUGCGUGCACGGCAAGUGCCAGAAAAUCGGCUGUGAUGGCAUCAUUGGGUCUGCGGCCAAAGAGGACCGAUGCGGGGUCUGCAGCGGGGACGGCAAGACCUGCCACGUGGUGAAGGGCGACUUCAGCCACACCCGGGGGACAACAGGUUAUAUCGAAGCUGCUGUCAUUCCCGCUGGAGCUCGGAGGAUCCGUGUGGUAGAGGACAAACCUGCCCACAGCUUUCUGGCUCUCAAAGACUCUGGUAAGGGAUCCAUCAACAGUGACUGGAAGAUAGAGCUCCCCGGAGAGUUCCAGAUUGCAGGCACAACUGUCCGCUACGUCAGAAGGGGGCUGUGGGAGAAGAUUUCUGCCAAGGGCCCAACCAGACUACCGCUGCACUUGAUGGUGCUGUUAUUUCACGAGCAAGACUCUGGAAUUCAUUAUGAAUACACUGUUCCCGUAAACUACACUGCUGAAAAUCAGAGUGAACCAGAAAAAUCACAGGACUCUCUGUUCAUCUGGACCCACAGCGGCUGGGAAGGGUGCAGCGUGCAGUGCGGAGGAGGGGAACGCAAAACCAUCGUCUCUUGCACCCGGAUUGUCAACAAGACUACAACUCUGGUGAAUGACAGUGACUGCCCUCAAGCAAGCCGCCCAGAGCCCCAGGUCCGAAGGUGCAACUUGCACCCCUGCCAGUCACGGUGGGUGGCAGGCCCAUGGAGCUCCUGCUCAGCGACCUGUGAGAAAGGCUUCCAGCACCGAGAGGUGACCUGCGUGUACCAGCUGCAGAACGGCACACACGUCGCCACGCGGCCCCUCUACUGCCCAGGCCCCCGGCCAGCGCCAGUGCAGAGCUGCGAAGGCCAGGACUGCCUGUCCAUCUGGGAGGCGUCUGAGUGGUCACAGUGUUCCGCCAACUGUGGUAAAGGGGCGCGGAAGCGGACCGUGACGUGCACCAACUCACAAGGGAAGUGCGACGCAUCCACGAGGCCCAGAGCCGAGGAGGCCUGCGAGGACUACUCAGGCUGCUACGAGUGGAGAACCGGGGACUGGUCCACGUGCUCGUCGACCUGCGGGAAGGGGCUGCAGUCCCGCGUGGUGCAGUGCAUGCACAAGGUCACGGGGCGCCACGGCAGCGAGUGCCCCGCCCUUUCGAAGCCCGCCCCCUACAGACAGUGCUACCAGGAGGUCUGCAACGACAGAAUCAACGCCAACACCAUCACCUCCCCCCGCCUUGCUGCUCUGACCUACAAAUGCACGCGAGACCAAUGGACCGUGUACUGCCGGGUCAUCCGAGAAAAGAACCUCUGCCAGGACAUGCGGUGGUACCAGCGCUGCUGCCAGACCUGCAGGGACUUUUACGCAAACAAGAUGCGCCAGCCACUGCCGAGCUCGUGACGCGCAGCCCGGGGGUCGCUCAAAGCUCAGACUCAAGGUCUGAAGCCUGGUACCCAGAGCACGGAAAGCCCACCGUCCCCACCCCCCAGCGCACCAGCCCUGCGGCCACGCCUCCACAAGGCUGCCCCAAGAAUCCAACCACCUAGAACAUGAGCAUGGACUUG
Messenger RNA from Cebus imitator (Panamanian white-faced capuchin), 3607 nucleotides. RefSeq names its product ADAM metallopeptidase with thrombospondin type 1 motif 17 (gene ADAMTS17). Bases 75 to 3443 code for a protein of 1122 amino acids. Gene Ontology annotation, molecular function: metalloendopeptidase activity. Gene Ontology annotation, biological process: proteolysis; extracellular matrix organization. The transcript is spliced from 23 exons. Lineage: Eukaryota; Metazoa; Chordata; Mammalia; Primates; Cebidae. Gene Ontology annotation, cellular component: extracellular matrix. The record is from RefSeq and is a predicted model, not a curated record.